ACGAGAGGCGAGCUGUGUGCGGACUGUACCGUGAGCCUUGGAGUCCUGCACUGAACCAGACAGAGUUAUGUACUGUGCUCAUCCUGUCUCUGGCACAGGCAACAACUCAUUGAUGUAUUGCUACAACAUGAAACCAGUUUAUGAGCAGUCUCCCACUAAUGACGACAUCAACCAGAACUCAUCCUUUCAUCCAUCCGUCAAGGCCCCCAGCAAUGUGUUUGCAAGCACCUUCUUUGAGGGGACGAGCAAUUCGCCCGACAUCUGGAACGCUGUAAAUGGUCUGAACCAGCAGGGCUAUGAAGGUGCUUUGGGAGCAGCCACAACCCACCAAACACAGCUGGGGAGCUACAGCAAUCUGCAACCACAGCACAAUCACCUGGACUACUCUCCUCAUUCAGUGAUGGUCGCUGAUAUGAACAGGGGUCUCCCACCAAUGUCCACUUUUCACCGCAAUAAUAUAGUACCACGCAAUGCAUCAGUCAACACCUCAGAGAAUUCAACAGUCUCAGGGAGCCAGAGAAAUAUGUCAGGAGGGUCACAGACAGGUGAUACCUUGGGCAAAGCUCUGGCCUCUAUUUAUUCCCCCGAUCACACCAGCAGCAGCUUCCCCUCCAGUUCAUCCACACCGGUGAGGUCUCCGUCCCCGCUGCCGAAUGCGUCUGAACCUGGAGGUGCCAACAUGUGGCCCCGGAGUUCAGCUCAGGCACCAGUCUCACCACACUAUGAGUCUUCACUUAUAUCACUGUCUCAGGUGGAGGACCGACUGGACAGAUUGGACGAUGUGAUCCACGUACUGAGGAACCACGCUGUGGGCCCCACGGCCGGUCUGCCCACUGACAUCCACGGCCUACUGAACCAGACCCACCACAGCCACCCGGGAUCUGCCAGCACUCUACCGCUCACCUGUCACACUCCAGCCAUGGUUGAAGCUGUCAGUGUGAACAACAACCAGUCAACCUUCCAGAGCCGCACCCAAAAUGGCCACCUGUACCCAGCCAGGCAGAGGGCCACGCUUCAGCCCAUGCAAGCUGGAGGCAGAGGCGGUCUGGGAGUUCAGGGUAAUCUGGAGCUGAAGAUGGAAAGCGGGGAAAGGGAAGAGAUGAUGCACACCAAUCACAGCCACAGCUCUGACAGCCAGAGAUCAGACGAGGAGAGUGAACACAAAACACAAGGCGAGAACAGCGGCGGGAACAGUAUUCAUGAGGAUGAGGACCUGAGCCCGGAGCAGAAGGCCGAACGAGAGCGCGAGAGGAGGAUGGCCAACAAUGCCCGUGAGCGUCUGCGUGUGCGGGACAUCAACGAGGCCUUUAAGGAGCUGGGCCACAUGUGUCAGCUGCACCUGAAGAGCGAGAAGCCACAGACCAAGCUGCUGGUCCUGCACCAGGCCGUGGCAGUGAUCCUCAGCCUGGAACAACAAGUCAGAGAGAGGAACCUGAACCCGAAGGCAGCGUGUCUGCGGAGGAGAGAGGAGGAGAAGGCGUCUGCAGUCAUGACGGAUGCACAGUCCAUGCAUCUCGCUUUCCAUCCCAGUCUGACAGACCCGGCAAACCCCAUGGGCCACCUCUGAGCAUCAGAUGAUGUCUACAUCAAAUCCAGCAUCAAAAUAUGAAACCCUGGCUCAAAUUUUUAUCAAAGAUAAACUUCAGCCACUCUUUUAAAGAUCCUGUUGAAACGCUGGUGACAAAAUGUUAAUGCUACCAAACCACGAUGUCUGAGAUGAGGCCGGUUCUUAAUUACUAAUAUCUAUAUAAAAGGUCUCAUUUUGCCAUGAUCCCUGACGUCGCUGUGUCUUUGACGUCCAGAUGUUGAGUGAAGAACAUCCCAGGUGCAGUCCAGUGUGUCUUCUGAAUUUGGACCAGACCAGCGGGGAGGCGGACCUCUCUGUUUGUAAAGUGUGAUGCAGUUGAACAAUCAUCUCCUCACUUCCCGUACGGACUUCUAACUUUUGUGCCUACACUUUAAUCGUAAACAGACAAAUGCAUUGUAAGCUGCAGAUGUUUUGUACAUAUUUUGUAUAUUUAUUGAUUAUCUGUCUGUUUGAAUAUAUCUGAAAGGAUGAAACCCAGUAGUGAGAGCAGUGUUUCUGACUGACUUUUACAGCGAAUCACUAUUUACCACGUACACUCGUGAUUUCCACCGAGCUCAGAGGACAUUCCCACAUUUGUGUGUUCAGACAACGGAUUUCAUUUGUCCUGUGGUGUGUGUGUGUGUGUGUGUGUAUGUGAGCGAGUGUGUGAGCUGUUUUCUCUCUCUCUCUCUCUCUGUCUGUGUGUGUGUGUUGCAGGGGUUCGACCAUUCUGUGAAUGAACAGAUCUCCAAGAAUGUUCUUUAACGCGUGGGCAUCGUCUGUUAUUUGUAAAUUUGUUUCAGAUGUGUUAUAGCACUGUUAUUACACUUAAUGAUACACUGGUGGACGGGAUCCCUCUGCUUCCCUCAGUGUAUUGAUUGCUCUUCAGAUGUAGUCGAAGCUCUUUGCAUGUUUGAGUUUUCAAUAGAAGUUUUCAGCUUUUUUCUAAGUUAUGUAACUUAUCUUUUAUACAAAUACUGUGGAUUUCAUAAUGUCUCUACUUACUUUUACCAUUCUGAUUUCACACCAGAAUACCCUUUUCGUGCAGUUUCACUAGACGUAGCCACAUUUCAUGCUCUGAGCAAUACAGUAUUACAGAAUAAUUGAUGUCUUGUUUGCUUAUCACACCGCUGAACAAAUAAUAAAUAAUAAUCAAAAGUAAUCUCAAAUACUCCUAUCAUACCAUGUACAGUAUGUGUACAGUUUGAAGUAGCCUACAGGCAUGUGUCAA
This is a messenger RNA of Chelmon rostratus (copperband butterflyfish), 2798 nucleotides long. Its product is annotated as transcription factor 12-like. The record is from RefSeq and is a predicted model, not a curated record. Lineage: Eukaryota; Metazoa; Chordata; Actinopteri; Chaetodontiformes; Chaetodontidae. Gene Ontology annotation, biological process: regulation of transcription by RNA polymerase II. Gene Ontology annotation, molecular function: protein dimerization activity; RNA polymerase II cis-regulatory region sequence-specific DNA binding; DNA-binding transcription factor activity, RNA polymerase II-specific. Gene Ontology annotation, cellular component: transcription regulator complex. The transcript has 12 exons. The coding region runs from base 68 to 1567 and encodes 499 amino acids.